GAUAGAUAGAGCAAUCGAGCAAGGGCGGCGCCGACCCCAGGAGGUAUCGCCGCGCGGCCGCCGCCGUCCCCGUCGUACCAUGGGGCUGCUGGCGCUCAAGCGCCUCGUGUCCGUGCGGCAGGACCGGAAGACUCGAUCCCGUUGUGGUACGUCGAUUGCGCCGGUGGCCAAGAGAAAGUGCUCGCCCUGUCAACAACAAGACGAUACUCGUCAUCAAGCUGCCAAAAGGAGGAGGCGCUCAGUGCCAGAGCUUCCAAAGGACAUAUGGGAUCAUAUACUUUCCUUGCUGCCACUGCGGGAUGCUGCUCGAGCUGGUUGUGUAUCUCGCGCGUUAUCAAGUUCCUGGACACGCCUUCCCAACCUCACCUUCACAAGGGAAACACUCGGCCUGACUGGAAAUGCAUGUCGAAAACGUGAACUUGCACGAACUUUCGAAAACAGAGUUUACCGCGUUUUGAGAAAACACUCGGGCGGUGGUGUGAAGACAUUCAAGCUUCAUCACUGUGGUUCUGGUUUCAACAUUCGUGAUCUGAACAGGUGGCUUCAGAUUGCCGUUACUCCGGGGAUUGAAGAAGUCGUACUUUCAGUGCUAAUGCACCGGAGAAAGUACAGAUGCGGGCCUCACUACGGGUACGAAUGGGUGUCUUACAACUUCCCCUGCUCAGUUUUUUCCAACGGGAGUGGAAACUCGAUUCGGCAUCUUCACCUCGCCAGUUGUGCCUUCCACCCUGUUGCCGGACUUGCUCGCUUGACAAGACUGCAACUGUUUAAGGUGGACAUUACAGGAGAUGAGUUAGGGUGCCUACUUUCUAAUUCUUUUGCUAUGGAGGAGCUGAAUCUCACUAAAUGCGGUAACGUCAUUCACCUGAAGAUACCUUGCCUGCUACACAGGCUCAACUGCCUGGUGGUGCUGCAGUGCGGAGCUCUAAAAAAGAUAGAAAAUGAAGCUCCAAAUCUUUGGAUUGUUCGCAUCGAUAGCCAACCAGAGAAAGUUCCAGUUGGAGAUGUAUUGCAAGUGAAGGACCUCCAAAUGCUGGAUUGUUCUGAAUCUAACCUUGUUCAUUAUGCUCGUGCUAAGCUUCCGUCCAUUAUGCCAAAUCUUGAAACCCUCAGCGUAGAAUCGACCGGGGAGAUGUUCAAUACGCCAAUCUUACCUGUCAAAUUCCUCUACCUCAAGAACUUGCGGAUUUUUCUUCAUGAUCGAGCGAUGAAGGGCUUUUCCCCAGGCUAUGAUUAUUUUUCUCUCGUUUCUUUUCUGGAUGCUUGUCCUGUGUUGGAGAAUUUUGUCUUGGCUGUAUUACAGGCUAGCGUAAGGCAUGAAUUGAUUUCCGGAGACCCACAUCUGAGGCAGAUGCCAGAACACCGGCAUGGCAAUAUCAAGAAUGUGACGAUCAAGGGCUUUUGCGCUGCAAAGAGCAUGGUCGAGCUAACCUGUCAUAUUCUUGAGAAUGCAACAUCACUCGAGUGCCUUACGUUGGACACCAUAUGUGAUGAUGGCUCUGAAGACCUUGAUAGGACUUUUGACGACGGAAUUGCUAGAUGCUGCUACACAGUGUUAGACUGGGGUAUGCUCGACGAAGGCUAUAGAGGGCUCAGGGCUAUCGAAAGAUACAUUGUGGGGAAAGUUCCCUCCACGGUCAAGCUAAAUGUUUACAAGCUCAGCAGCCGUCGCUAUGCUAUAAAACCGUAUGAAUAUAGUUAUGCCAAUUAUCUAUCCUAGCAAUGUUAAAUGUUGCGUUGAUUGGAUCUCGUAACUUGAAUCUAUUGUUUGAAUGUUGAAAAAUUACAUGGGCCAUGGUUUAUUUAUUUAUUUUUGUAAAACGAACAUAAUCGUGAGUGUUCUGUUGUGUAAUAGUAAUACACA
This is a messenger RNA of Triticum aestivum (bread wheat), 1864 nucleotides long. RefSeq lists its product as uncharacterized. Lineage: Eukaryota; Viridiplantae; Streptophyta; Magnoliopsida; Poales; Poaceae. Gene Ontology annotation, molecular function: protein binding. The record is from RefSeq and is a predicted model, not a curated record. The coding region runs from base 80 to 1720 and encodes 546 amino acids. The transcript has 6 exons.